GAGCGUAGGAAUCGACUUUCUGCCUCGCCGCGUGAGAAUCCUUCCUUUAUAAUUUGUAUAAGGAUUCCACGUCCCCCGCGCCCCAACCCUCCAUUACAAGCCGGGACGAGGAAAAUCCGAGCGAGCCAUGCGAGAGGAUGUCAUUGGACGACGACGCAGGAGGAUGGACACAUGCACCCAAUAACGGGACGGUAAAAGGGGAUGGCCCCGCAACAGAUGACGUGAGGAAUAUCCGACGAGAGGAGCCAGAAAGAUCGUUUCUUUCUCUUUUUGUUUUUGCAUCGCAAACACAACUGCCUAAGCACACGAUUAAAAGCAACGCGCCGUAACCCACUCCCGACACAACCAAAACAGAAGAGGGAUAGUAUUUCGAACAAAAGAAUAUGGAUUCUUGUCUUUGUAGACUUUUUCUUGAUAAGGUCUCGGGAUUAGAGACUAUUAGGUUUCAGGAUGAUACUACGCGACAAGCCGGAGCAGUGCAGGACCAGGUGUUGUCCUCGAUGGGAGACAGUUCUUCCGUGAAGGAGCAGGAGUUUGCGUUUUGUAUCAUUGUCUUUACUUGUGCCCGGGGCAAGAGCAUGCAAGAGAUAGAGACUCAUCUCGGUGAACGGCUAGGAGAGGACUGGCAGGUUGCUCAGUUGUUCUAUUCCGAAGUUAGCAAAGAAGCGGUAGGCCAUCGAUGUGGUAUGGUGACAAUACGAGCGCCGUGGUGGGUUUCUCAUUCCCUAGACAGGGUCUUUUCUUCUUUUGCAGGCAUGCCUUGGGACAGAGAGUUGACAGUAUUCCCACCCUCAGCUGGUGUCUUUGAGUUCGAUCUUUUCCAAGGACCUUGUCCUACCAGGUCCUCAUUCUGUGCUGAAAAGGAAGGCAGUGUCCCUGCAACUGUUGGCCAAGAAUGUUCCCAACUCUCCCCCUUCAUCUCGCCCACCUCGAUGCGCAAGCAAGCACUUCAAAAAAACGCAAGCAUGCGGCCACCCAAACUCAGCGAGAGAAUAACCUUGAAUAAAUUGUUUCCUAAUGUCGACUUUAAUCGUAUAUCUAGUCAUUUGGCGCUCGACGACCGACCAAGCCACUCGAGCACCGAUGACUAUGAUAAUAAUAUAUAUUGUUCAAACUUUGUUUUACACACUUUCCCUGCUGGUUACAUACACAUCGGCAUUUCCCAGUAUUUUCCUUAUCAAUCGGCAUUUAAUAAUUUGAGCUACGACGUUAACGACAACUUCGACGUCCCGCUCGCCCUAGCUCUUCCGCCCGAGACACCGCCUGGUCAAUCUGAUGCUCUCACCUGCCGGGGCGGUUGGGGGCCUCGACGCCGACGACGGCAGUGUGCACCUGCCCGAUCCGACAUUUGCAGCCAAGAGUGUUGCCAGCCCAAGGCUAAAAGUCGAGCGGUCGAGGCCAGCAUUCUCACGUUAUCAUGCAACACUCCAAAAAGCGACGUUUAUUGGAUUUGGGCCAGGUUUAGCCAUGGGCUGAGUUACUUGGUUGUCAAGUUCUGCGCAUAUUACUUGAACAUAACACAAAAGAUCAAAAACUAUAACGACGCCUUCAUUCGUUGGCGCUCUUCCGACUUUGGUGAGUGUACAGCCAGGGGCGCACCCAAUAAGCCCCUGGAGGUCAUUCACCAGCCACGCCGGCCAGCCGUGCAAGAAACCGCUUUCAUGGGAACUCACGCCGGAGAACCUCGAGGGGGACCAACAGCCCGUGGUGUCGACGAACGGAGACCGCUCACGAUCCAUGCCGCCAUUCGUGAGCAGCAGGAAGGCAUGUCCCAUGCACUCGACCGAAUGUGUCGGAGAUAUUAAAGACAAAACUAAACUAAGAGAUAUAAUAAGAAUCAUGUAACAGAAUGAUAAAUAGUAUAGUGUAAAGCGAGUCAUAGAUGAUAUAGGGUAAAGCCGGUAUAAAUUGAAUAACACAAACUUAACACAA
This is a messenger RNA of Chaetomium fimeti, 1932 nucleotides long. RefSeq lists its product as uncharacterized. The transcript is spliced from 2 exons. Bases 384 to 1805 code for a protein of 473 amino acids. The record is from RefSeq and is a predicted model, not a curated record. NCBI's taxonomy places the organism in Eukaryota, Fungi, Ascomycota, Sordariomycetes, Sordariales, Chaetomiaceae.